This is a messenger RNA of Cottoperca gobio, 1834 nucleotides long. RefSeq names its product neurexophilin 1 (gene nxph1). The transcript has a single exon. Lineage: Eukaryota; Metazoa; Chordata; Actinopteri; Perciformes; Bovichtidae. The record is from RefSeq and is a predicted model, not a curated record. Bases 89 to 751 code for a protein of 220 amino acids. Gene Ontology annotation, molecular function: signaling receptor binding.
AAGCGCCCACGCCUCAAAGUCGGACAUCGUGAAGUCCGGAAGCCCCAAAUCCACACUAAAGCAUAUAUGGACAGAAAGCAGUAAGGAUAUGUCCAUCAGUAGACUGCUGUCACAGACUCUACAUGGCAAAGAGAACAGCACAGCCUUGGACCUUCGCUAUGACACUCCAGAGCCCUACUCUGAGCAGGACCUGUGGGACUGGCUGAGGAACACCACAGACUUGCAGGACUCGCGGCCGCGGGCCAAACGGCGACCAAUGGUAAAGACGGGGAAGUUCAAGAAGAUGUUCGGCUGGGGGGACUUCCACUCUAACAUCAAGACGGUCAAACUCAACCUGCUGAUCACCGGUAAGAUCGUGGAUCACGGCAACGGCACCUUCAGUGUCUACUUCCGCCACAACUCCACAGGCCAGGGCAACGUGUCCGUCAGCCUGGUGCCUCCAACCAAGAUAGUGGAGUUCGACGUAGCGGCGCAGCAGUCCGUCAUCGACGCCAAGGACUCAAAGUCCUUCAACUGCCGCAUAGAGUACGAGAAGGUGGAGAAGGGAGCCAAGAACACACUCUGCAACUUCGACCCGUCCAAGACCUGCUACCAGGAGCAGACCCAGAGCCACGUCUCCUGGCUCUGCUCUAAACCUUUCAAAGUCAUCUGCAUCUUCAUUUCCUUCUACAGCACCGACUACAAACUGGUGCAGAAAGUGUGCCCAGACUAUAACUACCACAGUGACACUCCCUACUUCCCCUCCGGCUGAUGUUCCCUUACGCUCACGUGAAGAGAAGUGGACGAGCGCAGACUGGGGCUUCUACCCACCCAGGAGAAAUGUGUCUGUUAGCCGUACUGUCCCUCAACACGUUCACACCAGAGUCAGACAUCCCAACUGAAUUGUGCAGAGAGAGCAGUUAGAAGGUAGACAGGAGUGUAAUUUGCUUAUGAAUGACUUGGACUCUGUGAUUACUAUGAAUAUUAACAGGUAGAUUUUGUUCCUGCUUUAUGUUUUGUCCCUGUUUGAAGCCUGUAGGUAGCAGAGCUGUGUUUGGAUUGUUAUCACUAUUAAAGUCGGCCCUUUGUUGCUUUAUGUUCACACUUAUUUUCACACUAGGUGUUAACAUCUUUGUUUCCCUGUUUUAGCAUAAUUCAUAUACAAUGCAUUAAGUCUCUGGACAACUAAAUACGGACUGUUUGCCCUGCUCUGCUAUUUACGCUCUGCAGUUUGUCCUGCAUAACUGGAAAACAAAAUGAAUUCCUCAUUUAAAAAGAAUUUAAAAAAUAAAAGUUUUACAAAACCUGCAAGGCAACUGAAGAGGACAGUGAAGAUUCACAUGUGAGGUGAGAUGCUCUGGACCUGAGCAGGAAACAACAACAGUCCACCUUCAGUUCCUGCUCGUGCAGCUCCAUGUUGGUUCCUUCUCAGCUGACUGAAUGUCUGAUUGAUCAGUGGUUUGUGGGGGAUGGGGCUUGCUCAUUGUCACUUAAUAUAUCAAAUGUAAUGUAUUGAAUUAUAUAUCUUAGAGCCUAAUUUGUAAAAAUGGUUUGUAUUGUACAUAGUUUAUCCCAAUGGCGCUGCUUCUGUACAUGCCCCCCAUGAGCUGUGUGUCCCCCCUCCUGCUAAGUCCUCUUGUUCACUCCAUGUAUGCUCGUUCUUGGUUCCUCUAACAAAGAAAAUGAUGUUGCUGCCCUAGAUGUGAAUUUCUUGAAAUCAUCAAUCCUGUACAGAAGCUGUAAAACUUACUAAAUAUAUUAAAAGUAUUCAUUGAAAUUUUCUUUAUUGGGGGGGAAGGUGGGGGCUGGAGAUGUACAUAUUAAUUAAAGAACACGGUAAAUUUUAUCAAUUGAA